Camponotus floridanus (Florida carpenter ant) is the source of this 718-nucleotide messenger RNA. RefSeq lists its product as uncharacterized. The transcript is spliced from 8 exons. The record is from RefSeq and is a predicted model, not a curated record. The coding region runs from base 1 to 681 and encodes 226 amino acids. NCBI's taxonomy places the organism in Eukaryota, Metazoa, Arthropoda, Insecta, Hymenoptera, Formicidae.
AUGUUUUCGCAGAGGUCGUGUUAUUUCUCCCAGCUGUCGAGAUCCUAUCCGAUUUUGAAACUCGUUGACAUUUACGAUCGCCAGUCUUUUAUACGAGCAUACGUUUUGGAUAACUUUUACGUCUGCAUUUUGAUGUACAUCUUGUUUUACGCGGCAUUAUGGUAUGCUAAUUAUAUAAUAAAACGAAUUGAAAAAUCAAAUCGAGAAAUGUCAAUGACAGUUGCAGAGAACAAGACAAAAUUAGACAGAUUGGUAUUAUUGAAAAAUAAAAAGGAAGAAUUUGAAGAAGUGAUCGUAAAAACGACAAAUACACAAAAAAUCACUACAAAAUAUUUAGAAGAUGAAACGCACAAGCUCAGCACAGAAUUAAUCACGACGUCCAAUAAAAUCAUCGAAUUAGAAAAAAUCGUUGAAAAAUACAAAUAUCCAGACAAAUCGUUUGCAUAUUCAAUCGGUGUCAUCGCAACCGGUGAAGGCGAAUGUCCACAAGGACACGAGAGCACCGCAAAUCCACUUGAGAAGUUCAAGAUCCUCGAACCGUCAUUUCCGCCGUCCGUACCACCGGAACCUCCGCCUCGGAAAUACGGGAUCUUUGUCAGUCGACCGCCUGGGCAACGGAGAGCGCCGUCGGAGAAAGCAGUUGCACCUGCAACUCCACCGCCAAAAGUCGGAUUCAAAUAAUAGUGCUUCGGCAGAAAUCUCCUCCGAAUCCGUUAUU